This is a messenger RNA of Tricharina praecox, 928 nucleotides long. RefSeq lists its product as uncharacterized. The record is from RefSeq and is a predicted model, not a curated record. Bases 290 to 928 code for a protein of 212 amino acids. The transcript is spliced from 5 exons. Lineage: Eukaryota; Fungi; Ascomycota; Pezizomycetes; Pezizales; Pyronemataceae.
ACCAGAGAUCGCGGGCAGGAGCAGCACUGCAGCAGGGUGCUUUCGGUUCAUGCCUGGCCAGCACCUGAGAUUUGAAGUAAAUCGUGGACGACCAUUGCCUGUUACCUACCUACUCGUUUCCGGUGGUGGUGGUGGUGGUGCGAUCCCAAGAUUAUCAUGACUUGCUGCACGCGCCAACGGCCAGCGGCCAGAACCCCGAAAGUUAAAGCACUUGUUCGUUCGAGCACCCCCGCAGUUCGGAAGUUCCAGUGCGUUAGGAGGAAAUGGCAAAAGGACACAGGCCCACGAGAUGGGGAUCACCCGGCUUGUGACGGAUGAAUGGGAGGUGCAGUUUGAUAGGCUGUACGGCGACAAGGAGUCAAAAACAUGCGUAUGGGACCAUAGGGGUGACCUACACCUGGCACUCCUGGCACUUGCGAUGUACGGUACGCCACUCUGGCAGAACCGACACGAAGACGUCUUCUUGGUCUCGUCCAACCUGCUACGGCCAAUCUCCGGGCAUGAGUCCAAAACAAAUCCCGUGCUCUACAGUAGCGUCUUGGGACUGAACUCGAAACUCCUACCGCCACCUGCACUUCUCCGUCUCACGAAAUCCCACCUCACAGCGCUCCAACACGGUCCACCCUCGCCCUCGCCCUCCCCAGCGGCAACCUCCGCCAUCUCACUGAACCCAGGCAAUUGCAUCUUCCCCUCCGCUCCCCCCGCCCCCUCCUUCGGUGUCGGCAGCUUCAGGUCUGCCGUUCUGGGCGUGGUGAUGCCAGCACGGUACGUGUGCCUGCACACCCUGGGAUCCCCGGCGACCUCGAGCACCCCCAGCUUCUGUUUCGGGACGGUGAUCGGUGCUAUGCGCGAGCUCGCCAGGCGGCUUGUUCGCUUGCUGAAGGAGGAGGGAACACGGUGGGCGGGGCCAAAUUCCGAGCCGCGGUGA